Molecule: messenger RNA, 168 nt
Organism: Fomitopsis serialis
Lineage: Eukaryota; Fungi; Basidiomycota; Agaricomycetes; Polyporales; Fomitopsidaceae
Exons: 1
Source: RefSeq, a predicted model, not a curated record
UGGAAGUGCUUGUCUUGUAUUGGGUGUCCAAUCUACUGUGCGUCUUGCUGCUUGACACAACAUCGGCGAACACCCUUCCAUCGGGUGGAGCGAUGGAGGCUUGAUCGCUACUGGGCACCGGCGUGGUUGCGUGAGGUCGGAGUUGUCAUCAAUCUUGGGCAUCGGGGA